AUGGACAACAACAACUGGGAGGCUGAUGAAGAUCCGGCUGGAGAAGCUUUUCUGUCCACCGAGUGGGACAGUUCCCCGUUCCUCAGUCCGGAAAAGGAACAGCUGAGGUUCGGUUCCUUCUCGGUGUCCGAGGAUCCAGGCACUAAAGGUCCCUGGUCCCAGCGGUCCCAGCGGUCCCAGCGGUCCCAGCGGUCCCUGUCUCGCUCGCUGCAGCGGGCGGAGGUCCUGCUCAGGAGCACCUUCCACCCCAGCCUGAGGUGGCUGUUCCGGAGCCACAGUCAGGAUGAGGAGGAGGGGCACUUCGUGGCGGCUCAUAACCUGGUGUCCCGCUCGUCCACACGGCUGCUGCGUCUGCAGCAGGUCCUGCUGACGGUGGCCCCCCCGGGGCAGCCCGGCGCUGCACAGCGCUCCCUGCUGCUCUUCACACACGAGUACACCAGGAGGGUCCGUCUGGCGGCGGCGUUCGUCUCCAGGCUGGACCGCCUGCUGGGCCGGCUGAGGAACGCCCCCCCCGACGCCGAGCCAGGUCAGACCCAUCCCAUCUCGCAGACAGGAAUUGCAGAUGAGAGGACAGCUCUAACCCAGUGCUCCUCUGUCUCCCAGACCUGCUCUCUGGGCUCCAGCCUGGCCUCCCUGGUCCAGGAGCUGCGGGUCCACCUGAGCCACUGGUCCUGCCUGUUCUCCAGAGUGCAGUCGGACCCCUGCCUGCGGCUGGCCCUGGUGGGCCGGGCGGCGCUGCUGGCGGCGGUCCGGCGGAGGCUGGAGCGCCUGGGCCUGCAGGCGGCGGUGCUGAUGGAGCGCUGUGUGUGCGCCGCCCUGUCCGCCCUGGCCGUCCUGGACCUGGACUCGGCGCCGCCGCAGGUCCUGGAGGACGUCCUGGCGGGGACGGCCCUGUUCGGCCAGGCGGUGGAGGAGCAGAGGCCGCGGCUCGGGACGGCGGCGCUACGGCGGGCCGGCCACCACACGCCGGUCCCCCGGCUCGCCGGCGCCCACGCUCCUCAGCCGGCGCCGUUUUCCGUGCACGAGCUGCUGCGCAUCCUGGCGGCGCACCACGCACAGGCGGCGGCCGAACAGCUGAGCGGCUGGCUGCGCGAGCGGAGCCGCCACGGCGCCGGCGUGUGUCGCCUGCAGGGAGGACUGGGGGGUGGAGGGGGGUCCUCACUCCGGGCCGGGGCGGAGUGGGAGCCGCCUCCACGCCACUGCAUCCACGAGCUCACUCUGCAGGCGUCUUCAUGCCAGGACUGCUCCGCCCGCCGCUCCGCCCGCCGCUCCGCCCACGGAGCACCACGGCAGCGUCCUGCUUCAGCCCAGCAGGGGGACGAGUGUCCGUCUGAGCUCAGCUCCAGCAGAGUGGAGCUUCAACAGCCGCCUCCUCCCCCCGGUGACCUCCUUUCAGCCCCGCCUCCUCCGCCCGGCUGCAGGCUGCCCCGCCCCUCCCUGGACGUCCUGUUCCAGCUGCUGGUGUCCUCCAGCGACCGGCUGUCUCCCAGAUGUUCCCCCGAGGUGGAGGGUGGAGGGAAGGACGACUGUCCGCUGAUGAACGCCGCCGACUCGGCGGAUGCGACCACCGCCGGCUCAAAGCCCAGCGGGGACGGGAGCGUGGAGAGGGAGGGGCGGGACGGGGCGGACGCGUCCGAGUGCAGGGACAGCUCGUGCUCCCUGGAGGCGGGGGCGGGGCCGGGGGCGGGGCCGGAGCCCCGCUGCGCCCGCUGGCCCCACUCGGUGCAGUGGUCCGACCUGGGCCGGCCCCUGGCGCUGGCGGACCUGCUGGACCGGUACGGCUGCCUGUUCCAGAGCCUGUCCAGAGAGGCCCUGCUGCUGCAGCUCCUCACCCCCCCAGCAGGGGGCGCUGCCGACAGCCUCAACCUCCAGGACCUCCGCCGGGGCCUCCACACCCUGAGCUGCACCGGGGCUCCACACACAGAUCAGGUUUCAGAGGAGUGCAGGGCCCUGCUGGAGGACCUCAGUGAAUACCUGUUAGUAAUCACAGCACACACUCACUGGGAUCAUGUGCUGUGCAGCGGUCUGGGCUCGGCUCUCAGAGAUAAGUGUGUGACGGAGCGGCAGGGCGGGGCCGAGGCCACCUCCGCCACCAUGGAGCUCUUCCUGCGCCUGCCUCCACCGCUGCAGUCGGCGCUGAGCUGCCACCAGGCCGGCCCCGCCCCCUGCGGCCCCGCCCCCUGCGGCCCCGCCCCCUGCGGCCCCGCCCUGCGGAGCCGCACCGUGGGCCUGCUGCUGGCCUCCGUGCAGCUGUCCUCGGUGUGGGUGGUGUCCAAAGCGCAGCAGUUCCUGUCCUCCUGGAGCCUGGAUAAGUUCCUGCUGGUCACGCAGGGAGACCUGAAGAUGUUGAGGAGGUCAGUCCAGCUGCUGCUGCAGCAGACCAGGUCCCUGGUCCCGGCCUCCGCCCCGGAGGACGGCCCCCCCCAGCAGAGGCAGAGCCAGCGGCUGCUCCGCCGUCAGCUGGGACAGCUGGACUCCCUGGUGUCCGAGCUGCAGGCCUUCUCCUCCCGGGUCCUCGCGUCCUUCUCCAGCGACUGCAAGCGGAUGUCCGGGGAGAUCUUCGAGAGGACCAUGCCCUCAGCCGUCCACUGGAGACCAGGACACCGGACAGGGUUCCCCAGCAGUCCCAGUGAGUACGCGUCCCUGGCGGCCCAGACGGUGGUGGGCCAGGUGCUGGAGGGCGUGGCGCCGCUGCCGGACGAGGUCCGGGUCCAGGCGCUCAGCAUCACCAUGACGGCCUUCAUGGAGGCCUGGAUGGAGCACAUCCUCCGCCACAAGAUCAAGUUCAGUGUGCAGGGGGCGCUCCAGCUCAAGCAGGACUUCGACUGCAUCCGGGACAUGAUCCAGGCCGAGCGCUACGGCCUGUCCGCAGACCUGCACCAGCGCCUGCUGGGCCUCCGAGUCUUCCAGCAGGUGGACUCAGCAGUGGUGUGUCUGCUCCAGCAGCCACAGGCCAAGUCCUACCAGCUGUCCCGAGCCUGGGAGCCUCUCACACACUGCUGCCCGUCGGCUGGCAGCGGGGACAGCAGGGACAGCCUGGACGCCGCAGUGAGCAGCAGCAUCACCAACCUGCAGUGUGUGGAGGGGGCGGAGCUUCCCGAUGACCUGCCGCCUGUGGCUCCGUCCACACCUGCAGAGCCUUACCUGGCUCCCAGCGUGUCUCUGGGCGCCGUCCAGCAGCAGUGGUUGGACCUGAGGAUCCAGAACAGCGCUCGUCGCUGGAGGUUGCCUGGACUACAGUGUCUGUCCACGUCUGAGUCCUGAUGUCCUCCAGAGAGACGUGUUCUCUGGUCCGUCCACAGACGGACUGAGCUCCGGCUGUGAUCCAGUGGGACGGGUCUCUCCUGGUCUGAACAGAUCCUCUCAGCUCCUGCUCUCCUCAGUAAAAUGUGAAUUUUUAUGACGAGCCUGUAACUUAUUGAAUGUCUGCUGAUCAUGAUUGUUUUUAUCACUGAAGCACAAAUGUAUUUUAUAUUCCUAAAUAAAGUUUGAUUGA
Molecule: messenger RNA, 3496 nt
Organism: Salarias fasciatus (jewelled blenny)
Lineage: Eukaryota; Metazoa; Chordata; Actinopteri; Blenniiformes; Blenniidae
Gene: ccdc142
Product: coiled-coil domain containing 142
Exons: 15
Coding region: 1-3264 (1087 amino acids)
Source: RefSeq, a predicted model, not a curated record